AUGUGCUGUAUUGUUGAGGUCGAUUGGGGCAAAAGUCCUAAAGUCGAUAUGGGGCAAAAGUCCGAAGUCGGACUUUUACCCCGGGUUUUACCCCCUCUUUUCAGGACAUAUAAAAGAAAGUCAACUAGAAAACCUAUAACUCAAGACAUGGUUAAUGAAGCUCAGAAGAGAAUGGCGGAAGGAGAAUCUCGAAAAAGGAUUGCAGAUAGUUUUGGGGUUGACGAGUCUGGUUUGAGGAAAAGAAUGAAGAAGGGGUUUGGAGUUGAACAUUUGGGUCGGUUCAAAUCGACUUUUACGCCAGAACAAGAAAAUACCUUAGCUGAACAUUGCCGUCAAAUGGAUGCGAGAUUUUAUGGAUUGACGUAUUUAAGGCUUAGAAGUCUUGCUUAUGAAUUUGCUGAACGGAAUAGGAUCCAACACAAAUUUAAUAAGGAAACGAAAACUGCAGGAAAGGAUUGGGCGCUAUCGUUCGCCAAAAGAUACAAGUUUUCACUCAGAAUUCCCCAAAAGACUAGUGUGGGGCGCAUAAUGGGUUUCAAUAAAGCUCAAGUCGAUCUAUUUUUUCAAAAUUUAGAAGAAAUAACUAACGUUCCACCAGCACUAAUUUUUCCUCGAAAGCGUCCUAAAGCUGAGCUUAUGGAUGGAUGCAUUCCGGAAGCUACAAUGUUCGUCUCUGAGUCAGGAUAUGUCAACUCAGAAUUGUUUGUCCAAUGGCUAAAACACUUCAAGAAACAUGUCAGAACGUCUGCCGAAAAUCAGGUUCUAUUAAUAUUAGAUAACCAUUCGUCGCAUAUUUCUUUGAAGUGUGUAACCUAUGCAAAAAAUAAUUAUAUACAUCUUUUAAGCUUACCCCCACAUUCCAGUCAUAAAAUGCAGCCCCUGGAUCGCACAGUUUUCAAGGUUUUAAAGGACUAUUACGGUAAUUAUUGUGAACAAUGGAUGAGCACACAUCCUGGCAGAAUAAUCACACAAUAUCAAGUGGCGGGACUUUUGCAAAAGCGUAUGAAAAAACUGCGUCUAUUGGAAGAGCGGUCAAAGGGUUUGAAACUUGUGGAAUAUGGCCUAUCGACAAACAUAGGUUUGGAGAAGAAGACUUUCUUCCAAGUAGCGUAA
Molecule: messenger RNA, 1113 nt
Organism: Sitophilus oryzae (rice weevil)
Lineage: Eukaryota; Metazoa; Arthropoda; Insecta; Coleoptera; Curculionidae
Exons: 2
Coding region: 1-1113 (370 amino acids)
Cellular component (GO): nucleus
Molecular function (GO): DNA binding
Source: RefSeq, a predicted model, not a curated record